Molecule: messenger RNA, 2024 nt
Organism: Argentina anserina (silverweed cinquefoil)
Lineage: Eukaryota; Viridiplantae; Streptophyta; Magnoliopsida; Rosales; Rosaceae
Product: serine hydroxymethyltransferase, mitochondrial
Exons: 15
Coding region: 199-1752 (517 amino acids)
Biological process (GO): L-serine catabolic process; tetrahydrofolate interconversion; folic acid metabolic process
Cellular component (GO): cytoplasm
Molecular function (GO): zinc ion binding; serine binding; pyridoxal phosphate binding
Source: RefSeq, a predicted model, not a curated record
GAACUUCCGGAUAGGCCUUUCAUGGUGAUGGUUUUGGUGUCACCAUAUCAGUGAUUAUGAAACCUCAACUCUUAACACCUAGUAGCAGGAGGACAAAGACAAAACCGGAACACAAGAUAAAAAAAAAAAAGAGUAGUCUUUAUACCACGAAAAUCUCACUCAACUGAAACUGAAGCUGAAACUGAACCCAGAAGAACCAUGGCACUGGCAUUGGCCCUUCGCAGGCUUUCCUCUUCUGUGGACAAGCCCAUUCGUCCUCUCUUCAAUGCUACCUCUCACUAUUACAUGUCAUCUUUGCCCAGUGAAGCUGUCUAUGACAAGGAGAAGAACGGUGUCAGUUGGCCUAAGCAAUUGAAUGCUCCAUUGGAGGUUGUGGAUCCUGAGAUUGCUGACAUCAUUGAGCACGAGAAAGCCAGGCAAUGGAAGGGUCUAGAACUGAUACCUUCCGAGAACUUCACAUCAGUGUCUGUGAUGCAAGCAGUUGGUUCAGUCAUGACCAAUAAAUACAGUGAAGGAUAUCCUGGGGCAAGAUACUAUGGAGGAAAUGAGUUCAUUGACAUGGCAGAAACCUUGUGCCAGAAGCGUGCUUUGGAAGCUUUUCGGCUGGAUCCAGCAAAGUGGGGAGUCAAUGUGCAGCCUUUGUCAGGGUCUCCAGCUAAUUUUCAUGUUUACACUGCAUUGUUGAAACCUCAUGAUAGAAUCAUGGCUCUUGAUCUUCCUCAUGGUGGUCAUCUUUCUCAUGGUUAUCAGACUGACACCAAAAAGAUAUCAGCUGUGUCAAUAUUUUUUGAGACAAUGCCAUACAGAUUGGACGAGAGUACUGGCUACAUUGACUACGACCAGUUGGAGAAAAGCGCCACUCUCUUCAGGCCAAAAUUAAUAGUUGCUGGUGCUAGUGCUUAUGCACGUCUGUAUGAUUAUGCACGUAUUCGCAAGGUAUGCGACAAACAAAAAGCUAUCUUGUUAGCAGAUAUGGCACAUAUCAGUGGGUUGGUUGCAGCUGGUGUCAUCCCAUCUCCUUUUGAUUAUGCAGAUGUAGUGACCACCACAACACACAAGUCACUUCGUGGCCCUCGCGGUGCCAUGAUUUUCUUCAGGAAGGGUCUGAAAGAGACCAACAAACAAGGGAAAGAAGUGUUUUACGACUUCGAAGACAAAAUCAAUCAAGCUGUCUUUCCUGGGCUUCAGGGUGGUCCUCACAACCACACCAUCACUGGUUUAGCAGUUGCACUGAAACAGGCUACUACUCCAGAGUACAAGGCCUAUCAAGAACAAGUUCUCAGUAACUGCGCAAGAUUUGCACAGUCAUUGAAUGAGAAGGGCUAUGAACUUGUUUCUGGCGGAACUGAGAACCAUUUAGUUUUGGUGAAUUUGAAGAACAAGGGUAUUGACGGCUCCAGGGUUGAAAAGGUGUUGGAAGCUGUACACAUUGCAGCCAACAAAAACACUGUUCCCGGAGAUGUGUCUGCCAUGGUUCCUGGUGGCAUCAGGAUGGGAACUCCGGCUCUUACUUCUAGGGGAUUUGUUGAGGAGGAUUUCGCUAAAGUUGCGGAUUUCUUUGAUGCCGCUGUGAAGUUGGCGGUGAAGGUCAAGGCGGAAGCCAAAGGAACAAAGUUGAAGGACUUCUUGGCAGCAUUGCCUGCCCCUCAUUUUCAGUCUGAAAUAGCAAAGCUCCGCCAUGAUGUCGAGGAGUAUGCCAAGCAAUUUCCUACAAUUGGGUUUGAGAAGGAAAGCAUGAAGUACAAGAACUGAAAGAAAUCAUGUUGUGUUAGGUAUGGGAUCACCUAUAUACUCUAGCUUCAAGUCUUAUGUAUUGCCAGAGGAAGCUUUUGAGGUGUCAGAUGAACCUUUUGAGGUGUUGAACUUUCAAUUGAGUUGUUUGUAAAUUGAAAACCUACAUCCCGAAAGAAGCUAAACAAAUUAUUACAAUGCAAGAAACAGAUGCUGAGAAUUGUACACUGUAUUAUCUUCGAAAUUAAAGACCAAUUGCUUUGUAAUACUAGCUCUAUUCGACUAGCUGGACG